Daldinia childiae is the source of this 3081-nucleotide messenger RNA. RefSeq lists its product as uncharacterized. Bases 1 to 3081 code for a protein of 1026 amino acids. The transcript has a single exon. The record is from RefSeq and is a predicted model, not a curated record. Lineage: Eukaryota; Fungi; Ascomycota; Sordariomycetes; Xylariales; Hypoxylaceae. Gene Ontology annotation, molecular function: microtubule binding.
AUGGCCGAGCAGCGAGUAUUUACGCCUUCCGGCUCACGGGGCGCUGUUAGACGACACUUUCGCUCGAGCUCUCAGUCUCAGUCCCAGUCGCCAACCCACAAUUCGCUUCGUCCCAGUGACGACUUGCUUUCUCAGCUUACACCCCUCGCGGCAGUCGACGCUCUUCAGUCUCCUACAGGAGCUUUAAAACAAUGUAUGGACAGAGCUUCAGCCUCCGAGCAAGCCUUUGCGAUGAGAACGGCGACUGCCUCCCAGAAGAUACGCGAGUGGUACGAUGAGCUCUCCAGCUGGCCUUGGCCUAAGGACAGCUCUUCCGCCGGUUUUAAGAUGCCAUCUGGUAAGAAAAAGGACCCGUCCGACCCGAAGACGCCAGGAAAUGAUUCCAACGAUGAGUUGGAGGAAUCUGGCUUGCUUUUUGACGGAGGUUACCUUGGUAGUCUACCUGCCGCCGAUGUAGAUCGAUACGAGAAACGGGUCGAAAAGAUACGACGAGAUUUAGACGAGUUAGAUCUGGAGGAGAUUAAGAAUCAAGUUCUACAUAAUCAUAUCAUGCCGCUUUCACGACCUGGCACUCCUCUGUUCGAAGGCGACCGUUCUCUCACGUCCACUCUUAUGUUCUCGAAGAUGGAAGAUUUGACUGCGGUUGUUACCGCAAUCACCAUACAGGCCCUGCCUUGCCUAUCCAGACUGUCAAGACUGUUGAACAUGUGGGCGGUGCGGUUUGUCGUCCUGCGGAAAGUACCGUCUUUGCAUUUUAUGAUGGCGGAUGCCAAGAUGGCUUUGCGUUCUGGCUGGAGUGCCAUCGAGUCGGCUGAGUCGGGUGCUGCAAGCUCGACCGGACACGAUAACUCAAAAAAGAAGCCCCGGCGACUUACUAGAAAUGAGUUUGAAAUCAUAAAGGGCGUCAUACAGAAGAAGAUAAUGAAACCAGGCCAAGUCCUAGACUCUAUGCUUGAUUCUCUAGAAGGAUCAACGGAUACCUUACCGGAUGAGUGGUUGGACCGCAUGGAAGCAAUUGAGAAAGAUUAUGCUUCAUGGGAAGCAACUGCUGAACGAAAAGUUCGGGAGAACGAGACACCUGGCUCAUUUAAGGGAUCUCCAGCGCACGGGUCUCGUAUGGGGCCCGAAACUCCCCGACCGAAGAUCAAGGUCCAUGGCCCAAGUCCGACUAGGCUAGAGGAAUCCGAUGUCAGCCAGUUUGCCUCGCCUCCGAUGCCAUUCGAUCCCUCUCCGGCAAUUAGGCCUGGACGAAGGCCGAGCUUACCCAACCCCGAGCCGUCGAGAAGAAGAUCUACGAUUUCUUCCCGAAAAGACGGUGGGGUCAGACUUUUGACCGAGGAACGAAGCAAAAUCAUCCGGAGAUCGGCUUCGCAAACCUUUGAUCCAACAAGACAUGUAACAUCUCGGCGUGAUAUCGGCUCGGGAAGUAUGCUCAGGGGGCAGAGCUUCAGUUACGACGGUUCUCACGACAGACGACCUCCAAAAUUCGCAACGGCCAAGUCGACCGGUGCGCUGCCCAAUGCUGCACGUCUUCCUCAGGGUAGACAACCUCAAGGUCAAGCACAAGAUAAAUUUAAAAAUAAGCAGGGGGCAGGGGGCAAUCAAAUUAAUCCUGUGCUAGGUGAAGUUAAUCGCAACAUCAUUCGCAACCAUUCCCAGGAACCCAACAAACCCAAUGCAACUAAUGAGGGUGGAGCAACUUUACUUGAGGAUGAUUUUGAACUCUUGGAACCUUCGGUCCUAGAAGCAGUGAAUGAGGAACGAGAAGAGCCCGAUUUACCCCCAGCCCGGUUCGAAGAACGGAAAGGCAGCAUGGGGUCUGUCGCUUCUACUGUCAUCCAUGGUUCACCUAAUGGUGGCGUCUUUCUAGGUCACUCUGAUAAUGGAUCCUUCAGAGAGGGAUCUAUGGAGCCAGAUCUACCACGUUUACCGGACCCUGAUGAACCAUUUUCGAGUGAUGGUAUGAGUCCACCUAGCUCGCCACCCUUGCGGUACAAGACUCGAUCUACCUCUGUUACUUUUAAGGAUGUUCCUGAGGUCGCUCACUUGCCACAAGUUAGUAGCACUCCACCCCGGAGUCCCAUCGAGUCAUCUGGAAUCAUAGAUGGCGAUGGCUCGUUUGAAUACGAGAGCCAGUCCGGUAGUCCAGGCCGUAUGAGCACAUUCAGCUCUCUCAGCGAGGACGAACACCUUCAGCAACAGAUUAGCGAUCUCCUCCAGUCUAUCCCGGCUAAGAUCCGUCUUAAGAGGACACCCGGCGUUAAUCUGAAUCCGCCUGACUUUCAGUAUCCAUCACGGCCUAAACCCAGAUCUUCGGACGGUACACGCCGAAGCAACUCUGGACUAUCCUCACGUGGUGAAACUCCAUCCUUCUCUCGUAGUGGAACUCCUUCGUUCAUGUUGACUCCAGCGAGAGAACCUCGCCCAAGAUCAAAGAGCAGCCAGGGAAUUAGAGUCUACCACUUGUCACGAUCCACUGGCGAGCCCCCACUCAAGCUACUGGUCCGCAGUGUCGGGGAGAACGGAGAGAGGGUUAUGGUUCGAAUCGGUGGCGGCUGGGCCGACCUGGGUGAAUAUCUUCGGGAGUACGCGUUACAUCAUGGCUCACGAUCUAGGGGCGAAGGAAAGGUAGAUAUCAAGGAUCUACCAACUGCGCCCCCUACCACAGGGUCAAGUCCAGCAAGCCGACCUAGUUCUUCUAUGGGUUCUCCGGUUUCACCCCUUGCAAUCCGCAAGACUAGAAGGAGCGUGGGUUCCGAAGGGGCCCCAUUAAAAUUCCCAAAUACACCAUUCGCUAGUCUUCCAAAUGAUGCGGAAACUCCGGCUUCAGAAAUAUCAAAUAGGUCGCGCUCCUCGUCGCAUAUGGAAUGGGAUGAGGAGGAUAGCGCUCUAGGUCUGGCGGGUCCGAAAGGGAGACGCGUAGAUAUGAGUGAUGAAAGCCGAGCUUGGGUCGAGAGUGUGAAGGAGAAGGUCCGCAUCGCUAGUAACGAUCGCAUACCGCCUCCAGAGCAACGAAUAGACACGAAGUUCGGUGAAAUAAACAAAGUCGGGGGUACUAAACGGUUGUUCAGGAAGCACUAG